Messenger RNA from Capronia coronata CBS 617.96, 2367 nucleotides. Its product is annotated as CMGC/RCK/MAK protein kinase. Gene Ontology annotation, cellular component: nucleus; cytoplasm. Gene Ontology annotation, molecular function: protein serine/threonine kinase activity; ATP binding. Gene Ontology annotation, biological process: intracellular signal transduction; protein phosphorylation. The record is from RefSeq and is a predicted model, not a curated record. NCBI's taxonomy places the organism in Eukaryota, Fungi, Ascomycota, Eurotiomycetes, Chaetothyriales, Herpotrichiellaceae. The coding region runs from base 1 to 2367 and encodes 788 amino acids. The transcript has 3 exons.
AUGGCCGUAAGCAACCAUGGCUCACGGUCAACGUCCUACACCAUGACGCCCUUGGAGGACCGGUUCGAAGUGAUCAGGGAGAUCGGAGACGGUAGUUUCGGCAGUGUUGCUCUUGCACGUGUGCGCGGAAAUGGCGCCAAUGUCGCUCGUCGGAACACGAUGGUGGCCAUCAAGACGAUGAAGAAGACGUUCGACUCCUUUCGACCCUGCUUAGAGCUACGCGAGGUCAUAUUUCUACGGACUCUCCCGACACACGCCCACCUGGUUGGCGCCCUGGACAUCUUCUUGGAUCCUUUCAGCAAGAAAUUACACAUCUGUAUGGAGUACAUGGAUGGCAACCUGUACCAGUUGAUGAAGUCCCGGGAUCACAAAUGCCUGGAUGCGAAGAGCGUCAAGAGUAUCUUGUACCAGAUCCUGUCCGGGCUCGAUCACAUACACGCUCACCAUUUCUUCCACCGAGACAUCAAACCAGAGAACAUUCUGGUCUCCACCUCAGCACCGCAAGACUCUCACUCUGCGUUCAGCAGGUAUUCUUCCUUGGUCACGCCUCCCGCCACGCCGCCGACAUAUUCGAUCAAGAUCGCCGACUUCGGUUUGGCCCGUGAAACUCACUCCAAGCUACCCUACACCACUUAUGUGUCUACCAGAUGGUAUCGAGCCCCUGAAGUCCUGCUGAGGGCAGGUGAGUACUCUGCCCCGGUGGACAUGUGGGCGAUUGGAGCCAUGGCGGUCGAGCUCGCGACGCUCAAGCCUUUGUUUCCCGGCGGCAACGAAGUCGAUCAGGUUUGGCGCGUCUGCGAGAUAAUGGGCAGUCCAGGAAAUUGGUAUACCAAAUCUGGCACUCGAGUUGGUGGCGGCGAAUGGAGGGAAGGAACGAAACUGGCCCAGAAACUCGGUUUCUCGUUCCCAAAGAUGGCGCCUCACGCAAUCGAGACUAUUCUACAGCCUCCACAUUGGCCGCUGGCCUUCAGCAAUUUCGUCAGUUGGUGUCUGAUGUGGGAUCCCAAAAGCCGACCAACAUCCAAACAAGCCAUGGAGCACGAGUUCUUCGCAGAUGCUGUUGACCCUCUCAGACCAAAAUCGUCGUCCAAACUCCUAGGUCGCAAGCAUUCCGAUCUGAGUUUCCGAUCCAAGGACACAGCCGAGUCUCCAGUCAUCACCUCCAAACCCUCUUGGUUCCGGAGGUCCCUCAUUGCACGAGAGAGUGCUCCUGCCGUUCCACAACACAAUCCAGAUGCGAAAGUGGUACAAGCGGAGCCGGAGAGUCUGGUUAGCAGGCUGCGACCCCAUGCCAACAAGCGCGCGACGUGGGCUAACGGCGCAAUUUCGGGCGGUGUGGCACCAAUGCCCAUACUGCCAUCGAUCCGGCCCAUCUCACCUUUACCGAACGCCAUCACGGCACAAGCGAGCUCGGCGUUUACAGUACAAUCUGAACCGAACUCCAACCCAGCAGAGCAGAGAUCGAAGAAGAUCGGACGUCAACUCUCCAUCAACUCCCACGGCAACCACUAUGCUGAUGUUCACCGUCAAGAAGCGGAGCGGUCGUUGAAUGCAAAUAGCGGCCUUGCAUCGCCGCCUAGUGGCCACAAGGAGAGUUUCUUCUCGCACCUACGCAAACGUGCGAGACGUUUUUCUGGCAGGCAUGGGCUGGCCUCUCCCAGUGGGGAUGAUGUCGAGGCCAAUGCAGCAAACGUUCCAUGGUCGAACCGGUCUUCACUGAUGGUGGACAACAUCAUCCCUGAGGCCAACACCGACUUUUCGGACCUUGACCAAAUCUUGCAAAAUGUGAGAUAUAGUCUGGACCGCAACGAAGCCGAACCCAGGCAGAGAAGAUCCCGGACAGACCUCCCAUCCAAUCAAGGCAGUUUGAAAAGAACACACUCUGUCCCGCGAUCUCAGAGCAGCAGAUCCGGCGAAAAUCUGAACCAGAUUCCGGCGGCGACCACGGUGCGGUCGCGACGUCCUUUACAACUCAACCAGUAUGAAACACCGGAAGAAGCCGAUGAAUUGCUGGACGAAGCCCUGCGCUCGGUCAGCCGUGUGGCCAAACGUCUGGACCAGAACAAGGAGCAGCCACAUCGAACUGCGCUUGCGCAAAAAGACUACAAUCGCCAGUCGCUGCCACAUGUCUCCAGCGCCCCAUUGCUGCAAAGUGCUUACCUUACACCGUCUCCAUCUGCAAAGCGGAACGGGGUCCAGUUCAACCCGGGCAGCGUACACCAAACGCAACCGUUAAACAUCGCCAGAAAGCGCUCCGAGUACGAGCUUGUUCCUCCUCACUGGCCCACACCACCAUACGAGGAGAAUGAAUGGGCGGCCGCCGCUGCGAACAGUAUUUUUGCGGCCGGAUCAUCAAUCUAUCGAUAG